Molecule: messenger RNA, 936 nt
Organism: Cladophialophora yegresii CBS 114405
Lineage: Eukaryota; Fungi; Ascomycota; Eurotiomycetes; Chaetothyriales; Herpotrichiellaceae
Exons: 2
Coding region: 1-936 (311 amino acids)
Biological process (GO): endoplasmic reticulum to Golgi vesicle-mediated transport; regulation of GTPase activity
Cellular component (GO): trans-Golgi network; cis-Golgi network; TRAPP complex
Source: RefSeq, a predicted model, not a curated record
AUGGCCGCCCCUUCUCCGCCCGACAUGCUCUUCGAGGCGGACGCCCGCCUCGUCAACGUCUCGUGCUUCGAUCUCCUGCUCAUCGAGCUCGUCCCUCUCGCGGAACGCAUGGCACGCGCGUACGAGGCCUCGCUCGAUCGACCUGGCCCGCCCCUUUCGUCGGCAGGAGGGAGGACAUCGAAGCGUGCGUCGCGAGGCUCGGGCCUGACUCCCACAACGGGUUCCAGCACAAAUGCGAACACAACAUCGGGAACAGGAGCAGGAGCAGGAGCAGGUACAUCCACAGGCACAGGCGCCCCAGCCAUCACAGUCACGAACCCCAACGCCGCGGCGUCGACGUCCACGACCACCACCACAGCGGCGGCGGGUCCCUCGCUCCUCGCGUCGGACGGCCUGCCCUCUACGCCCAUCUUCGCGGAUAGCGUGUACGUGCGUCUGGAGCGGCUGGGGUUCCGUGUCGGGGAGGGCCUCUCGGAGCGGUUCUCGCGCGACAGGCCGCGCUUCCAGAAUUACGCGGGCAGUGUUGGGUCCGGCCUGGCUGGACCGGGCAUAGGCGGCGCAGGCGGCGCAGGGACGGCGGCGGGGAUGGGGAUAGGCAACAUCAACGACCAUCACUUGGACGUCAUCAAGUUCUUGUGCAAGGAUAUCUGGACCGUGGUGUGGAAGAAGCAGGUCGACAAUUUGAAGACGAAUCACAGGGGCGUUUUCGUUCUCACAGAUGCCAAGUUCCGACCUCUGAUGCGAAUGGCCAUGGUCACCAGUGCCGAAGCCGUCCAACGCGCCCAGCCGCAUUUGUUCUUCCCGUGCGGGAUCAUCAGGGGAGUCUUGGCGAGUUUGGGCAUCAAGGCGACUGUGCAGGCUGAGACGAGCGAGUUACCGGGCGCGGUGUUCCAGAUUAAGACGAUUCAAGAGCCGACUAAGAGGGUCGGCGUAUGA